AUGGCACUUACGGCUGUUCUUUCUAUGCUUCGUUAUGUCAGUCAUGCAGAUGACCGUGAUUUCGUCGAUCGUCUUCACAGUUAUUUCACCGCAAAUAUUCUGAUAGCUUUCUCGGUGCUUGUUAGUUUCAAGCAGUUUGGUGGGAAACCAGUCGAAUGUCUUGUGCCAGACUUGUUUUCGGGAGCAUGGGAACAGUACGCCGAGAAUUAUUGUUGGGCCCAAGAUACGUAUUAUGUGCCAAUGCGUGAGGUGGUCGCUGGAAUGCCAACUACAGAAAAACGCCAGAGGCGAAUCUCCUACUAUCAGUGGGUUCCAUUCUUCCUGCUCAUCGAAGCUGCUUGUUUCCGAAUCCCGAGCCUUGUGUGGAAACACAUGGCCGGUUAUUCAGGUAGAGUU
Molecule: messenger RNA, 396 nt
Organism: Anisakis simplex (herring worm)
Lineage: Eukaryota; Metazoa; Nematoda; Chromadorea; Rhabditida; Anisakidae
Source: the annotation of a GenBank genome assembly